This is a messenger RNA of Danio rerio (zebrafish), 1086 nucleotides long. The record is from RefSeq and is a predicted model, not a curated record. Lineage: Eukaryota; Metazoa; Chordata; Actinopteri; Cypriniformes; Danionidae.
AUGCAAACAAUCGGCAGUCUUCAUCUUCAGCUGAUCGGUAAAACCGGUUCGGGAGCGAGUGCUUCUGCAAACACUAUCCUGGGUGAAAAUAGGUUUAAAUCCGAGCGGAGUUUGACCUCCAUCACCGACAGAUGCCAGAAACACACGGCUGAAGUGUGUAACAGAACAGUGACAGUGACUGACUCUGUUAACUUCUUCGACUCAAAUGACAUUGAUCUGCGCUUGGAGUUACAGAGAGAACUGCGCACGCGCCCUGCUGGAAUACACGCGAUCCUGCUGGUGCUCCGUUUACACACAUUCACUGAACAAGACGCAAAGCUCCUGUCAUUAUAUAAGCAGAUGUUCGGCGAGAGUGCAAUGAAACACACAAUAGUGCUGUUCACACACGGAGAUGAGCUUCAGCAUAAAUCUCUCUCUCAGCUGAUCAGAGAAAACUCAGAGCUGUCCAAACUAAUAGAGGAGUGUGGGGGGAGAUUUCACCUGCUGAACAACACAGAUCUGAACAAUAAAGAUCAGGUCGCCAAACUCCUGAUGAAGAUUGAACGAAUGCUGUCUGAUAAUGAGAACAGAUGCUACACUUUACAGAUGUUUAUGCAGGCUCAGGCGAUCAGAAUACAUCAUCUGUGUGCAGUCAGUGUUGUCAUUGUGUUGGCAUUGGGUUAUGUGAAUAUGAGGAAUGAAGAUUAUUGGGUGUUUAAUUCAUUUCUUCAUGGUUGUUUUGGGGGGGUGUUAUCAGCAUUGGUAGGGUAUGCUUCAGGACGCAUUUGUGCAAAUAUGUGGAAAAAUGAGAUCAGGAAGUGUGGGAAAUGUACCAAAAGACACCUAAGAAAUGUUGAACUGCUGGCAGUAGCAUGGGGUUGUGGUGCUGGAGGAAUCAGUGUGUUUUUGACAGGUCCAGUGUGUUUAUCCACUGCAUUAUUGAGAGGGACACAGGGGAGUCUUAUGGCUUAUAUCACAAUAAUGAAGCACCGCAGAUUGAUAUGAUGCAUUCCUCAGUAUCCUAUUAUCACUUCUUUCUUUUUACGUGUCAUUAACAUUGUUAGUGUGCAAAAUCUCAAUAAAAUUGAUCUAAUUGGAUCUAAUGUA